Messenger RNA from Lates calcarifer (barramundi perch), 3555 nucleotides. RefSeq names its product A kinase (PRKA) anchor protein 17A (gene akap17a). The record is from RefSeq and is a predicted model, not a curated record. The coding region runs from base 147 to 2171 and encodes 674 amino acids. NCBI's taxonomy places the organism in Eukaryota, Metazoa, Chordata, Actinopteri, Centropomidae. The transcript has 7 exons.
ACUGCAUGCGGAAGUGGCAUGUAGUUGGUGUUUUUCCUAUCAUUUCUCCGACGUUGUGUGGUUCUCUGUAAAUCAAUACAAGAAGUUUGUUGAAUUUUUUUAAGCAGGAGGCUAACUUUUGUUAGCUUCCUCACCUGUCUGCACCAAUGACCACCAUCGUCCAUGAUACAACAGAGGCAGUGUGCCUCUCCACCGAAUACAACCUGUACCUCAAGCCCAUUGCCAAAAUGACUGUCAGUGUGGCACUGCCCCAGCUUAAGCUACCUGGCAAGAGCAUCUCCAACUGGGAGGUAAUGGAGAGGGUAAAGGCCAUGGUAGCUCCAGAGCAGUUUUCAGCCCUGCGAAUAUCUAAGAGCACCAUGGAUUUCAUCCGCUUUGAGGGAGAGGUGGAAAACAAGACAGUGGUCAAGAGCCUACUGGGUCGUCUAGAUGGGAAGAGCAUUAAACUCAGUGGAUUUACUGAUGUACUGAAGGUUCGCGCAGUAGAGAAUAAGGUGGACUUCCCUACACGUCACGACUGGGACUCAUUUUUUCGCGACGCCAAGGACAUGAAUGAGACACUGCCAGGGGAGAGACCUGACACUAUCCACCUGGAGGGGCUUCCUUGCCGCUGGUUCAGCCAGAAGGACAGCCCAUACCCAGACCGGCCUUCUGAAGAGGUCCUCACUGCUGUUUUCCAGAUCUUUGGCAAGGUGCGAAAUGUUGACAUCCCCAUGUUGGACCCAUACAGAGAGGAAAUGCUGGACAAGAACUUCAGUACAUUCAGCUUUGGGGGCCAUCUGAACUUUGAGGCUUAUGUCCAGUACCAGGAAUACUGUGGCUUCACCAAGGCCAUGGACACUCUGCGUGGCAUGAAGCUGAUGCUCAAAGGAGACGAUGGAAAGGCAGUGGCUUGCAACAUCAAGGUGUCCUUUGACACCAGCAAGCACCUGAGUGAGUCAGCUCUGAAGAGGAGGAGCCUGGAGAGGAUGAAGUUGCAGGAGCUGGAGAGGCAGAGAGAGGAGCAGAAACGACGAGAGAAGGAGGAAGAAGAGCGCCGUAAGGAGGAAGAGAGGAAACAGAAGGAGCAGGAAGAGGAAGAGAAGGAGAGGAAGAAGGAGGAGAGGCUGCGGAAGCGAGAGCAGAAGCUUCGCGAGAGAGAGCAAAGGAGGAACCUGAAGAGGGUGAGGCGCCAGCAGGAGGAGGAGCAAAAGAAGCUGCAGAUGAAGAUUGCAAUGGAGGAGAGGAGGCUACUGCUUGCUCAGCGCAACCUAGAAUCUAUACGGCUCAUUGCUGAACUGCUGACCAGGGCCAAGGCCCUGAAGCAGCAGCAACAAGAGAAAGAGAGGGCUGAGCGCGAGGAGCAGGAGAGGCAGGAGCAGGCUCGACAGAAGGAAGAAUUAGCACGGCUUCAGCAGCUGGAGGCCUGCCGACGGAAGCAGGAGGAGGAGCUCCGCAGGGUGGAGGUGGAGAAGGAGCGAGCUCUGGAGCUCCAGCGUCGAGAGAAGGAGCUAAGAGAGAGACUGCUUUGCAAUCUGUUGAAGAAGAGCAACGGAACAACCUCUCCAGGCUCGCAGGACCAGGCUAAUCCUGUAAGGACCGAAGAGGCCUCUGUUCCUGGAGGCACUGAUGUGAUGUUGGAGGUUCUGGGCCGGGUGAAUGGAGUGAAGGAAGCUGAGAGCAAAGAUAAACAAGUGUCCAAGUCUAGUAUGUAUGCCCACGUGUCGGGGAAAAACAGAGCAACGGAGGAGAGGAGAGGAGGGGAGGACAGGAAGAAAGACCGGGAGGGAAGGAGGGAGGAGGUGGCGAGAAGCAGGCAUAGCAGGGAGCAAGCAAGGGACCCGGACCGCUCCCACAGAGACAGGAGCUCCCAUGGCAGGGGCAGGAGGCGGCGCUCCUACAGCCACAGCAGGAGGCAGAGAAGCUCCAGCCACCAUAGGAGGAGCUCCAGUCAUCACAAGAAGAGCUACAGUCACCAUGGCAGCAGGAGGCGCAGCCAUAGUAGCAGGAGCACAAGCUCAAGUAGAGACAGGAGCAGGAGCAGCAGUGGGAGGAGUUACAGCGGGGGGAGGAGUCAUAGACGCAGUCACCGUAGAUACAGCAGAAGCAGCUCUAGGAGCAGCAAUAAGAGUAGAGACAGAAGGAGUCACAGUCAUUAUAGUCGAAGAUACAGGAGACACAGCAAACAGUAGGGACAGGAGCCACUCCAGACAACGCUAAACUCAUCAGAUUAUCAGUUUAUUAAUUGAUAUUUUAGAUAUUUUUGGUCUGUUAAUUAAGUAAUGUGGCAGUGCACCAAAUACCAGAAGAACUGGUUCAGAUUUAGUUAUCUACUGUAUGCACCAGUCAUUACAUUGGCAGUUGAGAGCAUGACCUAGCCUAUUGAUGAUCUUUUUUCCCCAGUUUGUCGUUGUGCAUGAGCAACAAUGAGCUAUAGAAAGAGGCAGGUACAGAGAACAAAUUGUGUUGUUAUUUUUAAUGUGGCUGUUCAUCCACACCUGCGGCCUAACUUGAAAAUAUCCUGAAAAUAAAACACAGCACCCAGCACUAACAUGUAAUCAGCAUUAAGUUUUAAAUACUUUUAGAUCAAGCCUCCUACAAGCACCUGAACUACUACUCAUUGCUGUCAUGGAAUACCUUUAAAUGGACAAAUUAAGUGUAAUGAAUGGCUGCUGCUCCAUCAUAAUUGUUUCCAGAGACUUUAAGACUCAUACCUCUGUGUUUUAGACUGACUUUUAGACCUGCUGGUGUCAUUGUCAUGUGUUAUCUGCCUACAGCAUUUCUUGGAAUACUGCUUCAGUACUGGCUGUGUUGCUGUUAAGCAGCUCAGAAAAACACGCAACCACAACAACAGACAGUAUUUUUGAAGAUGACGUUGUCUCCAUGAUUUCUUUUUGUCUUGUUUUGAAUUAUUGAAUAUUUGGAAAGGAAGCAGUGAGGAGUUAUGUGAGCUAACUAAUGUGCAAACUUUGGCUGUUUCUGAAAUCACUCCCUUUUUACUGUAUAGUGGACAAUGUUUACCCUCUGCUGUUGUAUUUGUGUAUGAGUCUGCAUUGCAAGUGUGUAAUUGUAUUCACUGUGUAGUGCCCUCAAAAUGGAAUGAAAAAAGUUGUGUGCAUGGCAUUUAAACUAGUGAGUAUCCAUUACUUGAAUGAAGGAGUGAUUUCAGAGACAGCCUUGAUGUUGAACGUCAUAAUGACUCUUUCCUUGGUCAUGUGAGUCUUGAAUACAAGUGAUGGAUUUCAGACCACUUUAGUUUUUCAAGUUUGGAACAAAGUUUAGAAAACCAGCUUCUGGGAUUCAUGUCAAGUCAGCACAGCACCAAGUACAAAUAGGAUGCUCGGAUGUAACUUGUGCUUUCACAGUAGUACUGCAUUCAUUCCUUUUACCGUACUGGUUACUGUACAGGCUGCUCUUGAAGCUGAAUUUGAGCUUAGGAGAAGUCUGUCUCAGUUUUGUUGACACUUGUACUUUGAUACAGUUACUUGUCACAGCAAAACCCAUUUGUUCUGUAUACUGUUUGCUCAUGAACAUGACGUGCAUACAAAUGGUUAAAAUAAAAAUCCAAGCUGAGAA